Molecule: messenger RNA, 2087 nt
Organism: Amborella trichopoda
Lineage: Eukaryota; Viridiplantae; Streptophyta; Magnoliopsida; Amborellales; Amborellaceae
Product: sugar transport protein 13
Biological process (GO): monosaccharide transmembrane transport
Cellular component (GO): membrane
Molecular function (GO): monosaccharide transmembrane transporter activity
Source: RefSeq, a predicted model, not a curated record
CUCGCAUUUUGUUACAUUACUUUUUACACGACACUUUUUAUUUCCGAGUUGUUCUCUCAAACUUGCCGGAAGAUCUCUGGAAUCGCCGGAAAACAAUUGAAAAUAGCCGGAAAGUUUUUAGAACUUCAAAAUGCCAGCGGCCGGUUUUGCUGCUCCGGCAUCCUCCGGUGUCGAGUUUGAAGCAAAGAUUACACCGAUCGUGAUUAUUUCUUGUAUAAUGGCGGCCACUGGUGGACUUAUGUUUGGUUACGAUGUCGGUGUUUCAGGUGGUGUAACAUCAAUGGAUCCUUUCUUGUUGAAAUUCUUUCCUGUGGUUCAUAGGAAGAAAAACUUACCAGGAGAGAACAGCAACUACUGCAAAUAUGACAAUCAAGGCUUACAAUUAUUUACAUCUUCUCUCUACUUGGCUGGUCUCACUGCCACCUUCUUUGCGUCCUACACAACGCGUACGCUAGGCCGUAGGCCCACUAUGCUCAUUGCCGGCAUUUUCUUCAUUGCCGGGGUUGUCUUAAAUGCAGCUGCCCAAGAUCUUGCCAUGCUUAUCAUAGGAAGGAUUUUGCUAGGUUGUGGCGUUGGAUUUGCUAAUCAGGCGGUUCCAGUUUUUCUUUCUGAGAUUGCGCCAACCCGGAUCCGAGGCGGUCUGAAUAUCCUCUUCCAGCUGAAUGUGACGAUCGGAAUCCUCUUCGCGAACCUUGUGAACUACGGCACCGCCAAGAUCAAGGGUGGCUGGGGGUGGCGCCUCUCGCUAGGUUUAGCUGGAAUUCCUGCUUUGCUUCUUACCAUAGGUGCCCUCAUUGUCUCUGAGACCCCCAACAGUCUCGUCGAGCGUGGCCGUUUAGAUGAGGGGCGAGCUGUGCUGAAGCGAAUUCGAGGCACAGACAAUGUCGAGGCCGAAUUCGCGGAACUCGUUGAGGCCAGUGAAGCUGCAAAGGCUGUGCAACACCCCUUCAGGAACCUGUUGAGUCGCAAGAAUAGGGCACCGCUGGUUAUUGCAAUUGCUUUACAGAUAUUUCAACAGCUCACUGGCAUUAACGCCAUCAUGUUCUACGCCCCGGUGCUCUUUGACACGCUAGGAUUCGGGAGCGACGCUUCAUUGUACUCGACUGUGAUCACUGGGGCUGUCAACGUUGUGUCUACGGUUGUGUCCAUCUAUUCUGUCGACAAGCUUGGCCGAAGGUUGUUGCUACUAGAGGCCGGUGUCCAGAUGUUUAUGGCCCAGAUUGUGAUAACAGUGCUUUUGGGAACAAACUUGAGUGGAGAGACAGGAGAGCUGAGCAAGAGUGUGGGCAUCGUGGUGGUGGUGAUGGUCUGCACAUUCAUAUCUGCAUUUGCAUGGUCGUGGGGGCCACUCGGAUGGCUAAUCCCGAGCGAGACCUUCCCCUUAGAGACUCGCUCUGCUGGGCAAAGCAUCACGGUGUGCGUGAACCUCCUCUUCACCUUCGCCAUUGCCCAAGCCUUCCUCUCUAUGCUCUGUCACAUGAAGUAUGGCAUCUUUGCAUUCUUCUCUGGUUGGGUCCUCAUUAUGUCUCUCUUCGUGUUCUUCCUUCUCCCCGAGACAAAGAACAUCUCCAUCGAGGAGAUGCCUUACAGGGUCUGGGGGAGCCACUGGUUCUGGAAAAGAUUCAUGGAGGAAGAAGACAUUCAAAAAGGCUACAGUGCCGCUAACGCCAAUGGCUUCAUUGAUAAUACCAAGCUCUGAGUGAGAGAGAGUGGUGAAUAGGUAUAGGCCACUAAUAGUAACAGAGAUAGAACUACUACAAAAUUGGACAGAGAGAUCACUGUUAGUAGAAAAAUCAAUUUGUGUGUUUUUAUGUGACCUUAUUAGGGUGAUUCUUCUUUCUCGAAUCUUAGGGUAUGACCCUGUAAUUCGAGUGGUGGUGUGAAAGGGCUUCCCUUUCUUUUCUAGACGAUGAAUUCAUCAAUGAAAUUAUCACUUGAAAUCACUGUUUGGGUUAGAAAGGCGUCAAUGUAUUUUCAAAUGAGAUGUGUGGAACCGUUUUGUAUUUGGAGAUUUCACGUUUCGUUUCUUAGUCUUUUAUGGUGUAGCCAACCUUAAAUAAUUGAAAAAAAGGUACCGAUUAUGAUGA